GACGCCCUUCCACAAACUUGUCGCUGCGCACACCGUCAGUUCGACUCCUGCUCGUGCUUUCUACUCGCCAUGUCAUCAAAACGCAAGUGGGACCAGGCUGCCCCCGCCGAGGUAGAUUCACCUGCAAAGGCACCCAAGACUGACGAGGGCAAAACGGCCUCCGAAGCAGCAGCAGCCGCUGCUGCCAUUGCGGCAAAAAUCGCCGCCCAGUUCGCCAAUGCUCCCAGCUCAGGGAGCUCCUUGGGACCAAAGGAUCCUCAUGAUGGCGACUUCACUCACGAUAUUGACAUCAACGACGUACGCAACAGGUAUCUAUUGACGAAGGGUGCUACACAGACACAGAUUCACGAAGAUACUGGAGCAUCCGUCAGCACCAAGGGAGUAUGGUAUCCGGACCGUACAAAGGCUAAUGAGAAGGAUCCUCCCCUUUACCUUCACAUCUCCGCUACUACACCAGAGAUGCUGCAAAAUGCGACGGACAAGGUCAAUGAACUGAUUGCCUUGGACAUGGGCUCUCUCGUCGAAGAUAAGAAGGAUCGUAGAGAGAAGAGAAAAUGGCCUGAAGAGAAAAUCCCAGUGGGUCUUGAGACGAUUAGGAACUUCAACGUUCGUGCGAAGGUUGUCGGGCCAUCGGGUAUGUUUGUCAAGUACAUCCAGCAGGAAACUGGUACUCGAGUUCAAAUUAAGGGCAUCGGGUCCGGCUUUGUCGAUCAGGAGACGGGUCAAGAGCACGACGAGCCCAUGUACAUUCACGUCACAGGCCCUGAUGAAGGCCAGGUUCAGCGUGCGAAGGUUUUAACCGAAGACUUGCUUGAGGUUGUUCGUCAAGAGUACGCCAAGGUUAAAACCCUCCUGCAACAGCAACAAAUGGAGCUUCAUCAAGCACAAGCCCAGUACGCCGCCUACAGUGCUUACGCCGGAUAUGCACCACCUCAGCCCGGCGCCGCCCCUCCUCCGCCUCCUCCAGGAGAGCAACCUCCUCCUCCACCAGAUGGCAGCGCACCACCUUCGCCUGGCGACCAAUCUGGACAAGUUGCCGGUGCGCCCUCUGCAAGCGAUACAGACGCCUACGCCGCAUACUGGGCUGCUUAUGGCUACGAUGUGAAUUCACCCGAGUUCAAAGCCUGGCAGGCCCAGCAACAGCAGCAGUACGCGCAGUAUUAUGCUCAAGCAGGCUACAGCGCGGCCACCGCGAGUGCCCCCGGCCAGGAUGGUGCGCCUGCACCUCCGCCGAGCGAGCCUGCCCCCCCUCCGCCCCCUCCCGAGUAGUGUAUCUGCUCUGUAUGUCCGUACAGCUCUUGGUGUAUAUGCUGUCUAUCUACCUGGCGCUGGUUAUGAAUGCAUCGCUUUCAC
Phanerochaete carnosa HHB-10118-sp is the source of this 1353-nucleotide messenger RNA. RefSeq lists its product as uncharacterized. Lineage: Eukaryota; Fungi; Basidiomycota; Agaricomycetes; Polyporales; Phanerochaetaceae. Bases 70 to 1269 code for a protein of 399 amino acids. The record is from RefSeq and is a predicted model, not a curated record. Gene Ontology annotation, molecular function: RNA binding. Gene Ontology annotation, cellular component: nucleus. The transcript is spliced from 7 exons.